AUUUCUGGUUAUUAUUUGAAAUGUUACAAGUUAGAAUUUUGGCGGGUAUUGGAUAUUUUCGUCGUACUUGUGAGGUUAUAUGCGCGUUUAAAAGAGCAGUUUUGCAGUUCCUUAUUAAAUUGAAAAUAAUAUGGAGCAAUUUCAUCUAACUUUAAACUAUGAAGGCGUAGACUACGAGGUCUGCGUUAAAGACCUUGAAACAGCCAAUUUACUUUUGAAUGGUAACUAUAUAGUAUGAUAAGCAAGGAAUAGUACCUAUAUUGUAUACCUUGUAGAAAAAGCCUGAUAUUUCUGGGCUAUUUAAAUAUUAAAGAGGUGGGGUGCAAGGUAAAACUGACCCUAUUGAUUCUAGAUACCUACAUAUUAUGUGACUUUUCUACAUGGUAUGCACAUAUUCAAUAAUAAACUCUGUAUCAGAACUUGAUACCUCUCAUACUUUGCUUUAAGAUUUAUCAAUUAUGAGAGUGGCAUAUUUUUUAUAUUCAAAUAGGUUUGCAGAGCAAUAUAUUAUAUGUGUCCAUUGGGGUCUCAGCAUGAGCACAAUGACUCCGAAAAUCAACGUCAGAAUGAUUUUCAAUCUAUGUGGUCUAUGCCUCACAAUGAAAAUGACUCGACCAUUCAACCAUCUAUUAAUGAUAUGAUUUGGACAAAGAAGAAGCCUUCUGAAAUGGAUUAUGAAGCAACUCAUUUAAUGUUGUCCUUAAGAGAGGAAAAAAGUACUUACUUUGACGACAAAAGAACUAGAAAACUUAAAUUGUGGAAUGACAUAGCAAAAGAGUUUGAGGAAAAUAAUUUCCAUCUUGGGAACAAAGGAGGAGAGCGGUGUCAUCAAAAGUUUGCGAAUUUGCAAAAAACUUAUUUAUCUUACAUGAAACAUCAAACUACAACAGGAAGUGAGAGAAUUGAUGACAUUCCUCCAUUUUUUGAUGAGCUCCACUCCAUUCUAGGAUGCAAACAUAAGGUAAUGGAAAUGGAUAGAAAAAUAAGAAGUGAAGAAUUUAGUUUUUUGAAAGAACAUUUGAAGAAAACAGAACAACAAAAGCACAGGUUCUUAGAAAUUGUUGAGGCAGCUUUUGGGACACAAAAAAGAAGAAAGAGUGACACAAACGAUUCUGACACUGACUGGGAUUAAUAUUGAUUAAUAUUUAUUUCUUUUUGUUUUUAUUUGAGAUUUUUAAAUUGUGUAAUAAAUAGUUUCUUGUUCUAAUAAUUUAGUUUUAUUCAAGGAAGAUAUUGCCAAUGUGUAGAAUUCAAUCCAUCCAUAAAAAAGGUAAUAUACCUUUUGUGAUAACUAACAAACCUUGUGUGUAGAGUA
Molecule: messenger RNA, 1315 nt
Organism: Acanthoscelides obtectus
Lineage: Eukaryota; Metazoa; Arthropoda; Insecta; Coleoptera; Chrysomelidae
Source: the annotation of a GenBank genome assembly